Molecule: messenger RNA, 1506 nt
Organism: Spodoptera litura
Lineage: Eukaryota; Metazoa; Arthropoda; Insecta; Lepidoptera; Noctuidae
Source: RefSeq, a predicted model, not a curated record
UGCAGACGGAGCGCGCGCGCCCACAGCGUCCGCCCCCGCGCCCCCGGCGCCCCCGCCCCUGCCUCGCCUGUCAUCACUGUGAUGUCAUCUUCCGACCGGCGACGUCGUAAGCCCCACUCUCUUGCUGUGGAGGUGCACGACGCGCUCGAUAGCUCUCGAGGUAGUGGUGCGAAGAUGUCUGCGCGCACGUCGUCCGGUUCAUGGUCGGGCGGCGGCGGCGCGCCCCCGGAUAUCAUCGACUUGGACAAGUUCAUGCGCAAUGCUGUGCGCCCCGCGCGUCCAGAGAAACACGUCGUUAAUUGUGACGAGCUGGUAGUGGACGCUGGCGGAGUGGAUCGGAAGCCAGGCGUGAUGCCUCUUGCGACAGUCGGGGCGCCAGGAUCGCUGGCACGCUCGGCGCCCCGCACGCCGGCGCCCGCCGCGGCGCAAACACUGUCGGUGCCGAGCAGUAGCAGCGUGUGUAGCGGCAGCCGGCCGCCGCCGCACGCGAAACGUUUCUCGCACGACUCCGGCCUGUCCGACGGCAGCUACGCGCGCCGCAAGCAUCGCGCGCACAGACGCGCCCCCGUGGGCGAUGUGAGCACGGGGCGCGGGCCGCGGACCCCGGCCGGCUCCAGUAACUCGCUGCGAGCGUUCCGCGCGGUGUGUGAGCGCGCCCUGCUGGACCAGCAGGCGCAGAUAGCGCGUGUGGCGCAGCUGUGCGAGCGCCUGACGGAGCGGCCCGUAGCUCCCGCGGCCCCCGCACCCCCCCGGCGCUCGGAUCACUCGCUGCACUCUGCGUCGCCCGACACUAGUGACGUCAGCUCCAGCAGCCGCAGCACGCGCGACCAGCGCCGCAAGGACAAGCACCGGACGGAGGAAUGCAAGACCUACAAGAUUAUAAUGAACAAGCUGGACGAGCUGAACCGUCUGUUCGCGGCGCGGGCGCGGUCCCCGGUCGCGCGCGGCCCGCAGCGGCCGGCGCCCUCGUCCGGCAGCGUGUCGGUGUCCGACAAGCUGGUCGCCACGGAGCCCGAGCUCCGCAACACACUGCAAGUCAACCACAACACCGUCUCGGUGCGCGGCGGGUCGGGCGCGGGCUGCGCGGAGGGCGGGGCGGCGGGGGCCCCGGCCGCGGCCAGUCUGCGCAUCAACAACCCGUGCGCGCUCGACGUCCUGCCGCGACACGACUUCGUGAUCGACAGUGUGGCGCAGUGGGAGAGUCGCGGCGGCUCGGGCUCCAGCGGCGGGGACCCUCGCUGCGGCUUCGACCUGGAGGACCCCGUACACUUGUACUCGCAAGCGAAGCGGCUGCAAGCGCUGCCUGCGACGAUGCGCCGCGCGCGCUCGGUGGAGGGCGCGCGGCGCGGCGCGGCGGCGGACGGGCAUAAACUACGUGAAGAUGCAGGGGGCGAGGGGGCCGCGGGCGGGGGGCGCGCCACGCUGUGCGCGCUGUGCCGCGGCUACUGGCGCGCGCUCACCAACUUCCUCGCCGCGCAGCUCUUCUGCUACCCCGACACCGCCUAG